Salvia miltiorrhiza (redroot sage) is the source of this 1463-nucleotide messenger RNA. RefSeq names its product spermidine hydroxycinnamoyl transferase. Gene Ontology annotation, molecular function: acyltransferase activity, transferring groups other than amino-acyl groups. The transcript has 2 exons. The record is from RefSeq and is a predicted model, not a curated record. The coding region runs from base 44 to 1390 and encodes 448 amino acids. Lineage: Eukaryota; Viridiplantae; Streptophyta; Magnoliopsida; Lamiales; Lamiaceae.
UCUCGUAGCCUCACCAUAUAUUAUAAUUAUAUAUAUAUAAAAUAUGAAAGUAACCAUAACUCGUAGUUGCACGGUUCAGCCAGACGGACCAUGUUUCAAUGGUUCGAUGCCGCUAACCGAAUCCGACCAAACCGGUAUUCUAACUCAUGUCCCAACGAUCUACUUUUACAAGCCACACUCCCAAAAUUGGCUCACAACAAAACACACCAUUUUCACAACCCUCCAAACUUCACUAGCCAAGGCCCUGGCCCACUUUUACCCGCUAGCCGGCCGUCUGCGCUGGCUAGAUGGGGCUCGGCUCGAGCUCGACUGCAAUAGCAGCGGGGCCCACCUCAUCGAAGCUGACUCCGAUGCCACGUUCAGUGACCUCGGGGACUUCACUCCGUCUCCCGAUUUUGUUCACCUGGUCCCUCGGAUCAACUACUCUUUGCCCAUCGAAGAAAUCCCACUACUAGCCAUGCAGGUGACCAACUUUCGAUGCCGCGGAGUCACCCUCGGCUACUCUGUAUCCCAUGCCGUUGUCGACGGCCAGAGCGCGCUCCACUUCAUCUCCGAGUGGGCUAAUCUCGCGCGUGGCGCCCCGUUAGGCGCUUCGCCUUCCCUAGACAGGAGACUCCUCCGCGCCGGAGAUCCUCCGUCGGAGGCCCGGUCGCGGUUCGAGCACCCGCAGUUCGACCCUCCUCCCUUUCUGGUAGGGCGGUCGAACAAUAAAGAAGAGAGAGAGAAAGAAACAGUAGUAAGUAUGCUGAAGCUGUCGAGAAGCCAAGUCCAACUGCUCAAGACCGAAGCCAACAGAGGCACGGCGCGCGCCUACACGCGCUACGAAGCCAUAGCGGGGCAUAUAUGGAGGAGCGCGUGCCGAGCGCGUGGACACGCGCCCGAGCAGCCGACGGCGCUCGGGAUUUGCGUGGACGUGCGGGGGCGCGUGAGGCCGCCGCUGCCGCCGAAGUUCUUCGGCAAUGCGAUAAUCGACGUGAUCGCCCGGGGGCGGUCGGGGGAGCUGGCGGACCGGCCGCUCGGCUACGCCGCCGGCAAAAUAAGGGAGGCGAUCGACGGCGUGACGAGCGAGUACGUGCAUUCGGUCAUCGAUUUCCUUAAAAACCUCGAUGAUUUCUCGAGGUUGCAAGACAUACACGCGUUGAGAACCGAGGGUGGGUCGUUUUACGGCAACCCUAACAUCGGCGUGGUGAGUUGGAUGUGUCUGCCUCUGCACGGCCUUGAUUUCGGAUGGGGGAAGGAGUUUUUCAUGGCGCCGGGAUCUCACGACUGCGACGGCGAUUCCUUGAUCUUGCCGGCGUGCGGCGGCGAUGCCGGCGAUUUGCUUGUUGCGCUGUGUCUGCAGGUUGAGUGCAUGGAAGAUUUCAAGAAAUUCUUCUACCAAGAAAUUUAGGACAUGGGAAUGGAUCCUCUUCGGUUCAACUCUAUUUAUGACUUCCCCAGUUAAUGAGCUCAAUUAGCCAUAU